AUGUCCUAAGGAAGUUCAAAAGAUCAAAGCACCAAUAGUAAAAACAACAUUAAUUUCAGUAAUAAUGUUACUAAUUAUCCACCAAUGCUAUUCAAUCAGUCAUCAUUGAAAUCCGAAGUUCUUUAAGAUUCUUGGAGCAAGCAGAACUCAAAGAAGUCAGCAGGAAGUUAAUUGAGCAAAGCCUAAAAAAAGAAAAAAAACACUGGCCCCAUGCCCUCGUCUUAGCAAGUGAGCCAAAACUUAUUCAUAAAUUUCUCAAACCUGCCAGCAAGCAGCAGUAUCGGUAAUAAAUUCAUUUUAAUCAUUUUAGGAAUCCCUAGCAGUACAACCGGCACAAAUGAAUAGCAAAAGCUUAGUGCUAAGUCACAACACCCUCGAAAUUAAGUGCUAAACAACCCACCAUAACCUCCAUACUCAACCAAUAGCAAUAAUUUAUUGCUAGAGAAGAAAACGACUAAUCAUCACGGGCCUCAUGGAUUAUCGUUUGGAGGUCUCUCAUCUAUUCCUAAAUUCACUAAAGAUAUUAUCAGGCAAGAGUUAUUGCAUGAAAAAGCCUAAAACUAAAAUACAUCUCAUUCAGUGUCUGGUUUUACUUCUUCAACAACCACAUCAGCUUCAACAAAUAAAAAUAAAAACAAUAAUCUGUCAAGAAGACUUAAUCAGUAAAAAAUUUUUAAUAACAAUAGCAAUAGCGUGGCAUCGACUUAGAAUCAAACAGCAGAGAUACUAAGCAUAAACAAUAAUGGCAAGGACUCGCAUUAGCAGGAAUAUUUAGAAAAGUAAAUAGUGAAUAAAUUAUUUGAGUCAUCAUCUAAUGAGAUCCUUAAAUUACCCAAAGUAAAUAAUAACAUUAUUUAAUAGCAACAACAACAAUAGCUAUCAUAACUUUCCACGAUGAAUCAACAGUAAAUGAGUUCUUUUUCACAACAGUAGUCUUAAUUAUAGACACAGCCAGUUAAGCAAGCAAAUAAAUCUUCUAAAAUAAGAUCUGCUCAUCUGAACAAUGAUAGAGAGUCCAUUGAUAAACAGAAUCUGCUAUUAGUCUGUCAAAAUAUAAGCUCGCACAGUAAUAACUUAAAUGAUUAAGACAAAUCAAGCUCCUCGAGCAAGUCCUAGGCAAAUAAUAGCGCUAAGAAAUAACAAACGACUACACAAUCUUAACAGUCAUCUCAGCAGUAAAUGCAUUAAACAAAGAAGGGAGUAGCUCAAAAUCCCUAAUAAGAAAAUAAUGAAUUCUUGCCCAAAACUGGAAUCGAAUAGGUUUUUAUGAGGCAAAGGACAAGCUUCAUAAGGACACACGUUAAAUAGGAAAUGAUAUAUGAAGGUUCAGUCUAUUCGAGACCCUUUAUAGAGGAGUAUAAAAAUAAAGAGAUCAAUAGACAAUCUAAUAUUAUGACUAAGCUGGUAUAUGACUGCAAUGAAAUUUCCCCCUAUUAUUCCUCAUAAAAUGAAUACCUGAGGAUUGAAGACUAAAUAUAAAUUCCUAUAGAAAAAACUGAAAAUGGAACCUUAUCAAAUAUAUACAGUCGCCAGCUUUCAGCUCCUAAUCAAACUAAUAGAUACUACGAAAAACUACAGCCAUACUAUAAAUUAAACGACUAAUCCGAUGACACUCUUUUAUUUGAGUCUAGAUUCGAAUCUGGUAACCUUAAACGAGCUACACAGCUUGAUAGAUACGAAUACGAACUAUAAUUAAAAACAGAUCAUCCAAAUACAAACAACUACACAUAAUGGUAUUACUUUAAAAUUUCAAACACUCGAAGGUUUAGGCAGUAUCAAUUCCAUAUAACUAACUUUAUCAAGCCAGAAUCCUCCUAUAACGAGGGUAUGAAGCCUCUCAUAUAUUCUAAGAAGGAAAGUGAAGGUGGAAAGGUAGGAUGGAUUAGAGCAGGUGAGGAUAUUGCUUACUAUCAAACAAUCUCAAAAAGAAAUCAAUCGAAUGGAGUAAAUAGCCAGCAGUUAUAUACCCUCUCUUUCAAGAUUCAGUUUAAACAUGACUAAGACGAGAUAUAUUUUGCCUAUUGCUAUCCUUAUACAUUCUCAGAUUGCCAGAGACACUUAGCAAAGGUAUGCACUAGUGCGAAUAGAGACAAAGUUCGAAGAGCUGUUCUCUGUAAAACCAUAGCAGGAAACGAUUGCGAGAUGCUAAUUAUCACGAACUUCGCUUCAUCAGCAGAGGAUAUUUCUGAAAGGCCUGCCGUCAUUUUGACUGGUUGA
This is a messenger RNA of Stylonychia lemnae, 2217 nucleotides long. The record is from the annotation of a GenBank genome assembly. NCBI's taxonomy places the organism in Eukaryota, Ciliophora, Spirotrichea, Sporadotrichida, Oxytrichidae.